This is a messenger RNA of Anolis sagrei ordinatus, 611 nucleotides long. RefSeq lists its product as uncharacterized. Gene Ontology annotation, molecular function: chemokine activity. NCBI's taxonomy places the organism in Eukaryota, Metazoa, Chordata, Lepidosauria, Squamata, Anolidae. The record is from RefSeq and is a predicted model, not a curated record. Gene Ontology annotation, cellular component: extracellular region. Gene Ontology annotation, biological process: immune response.
GGAGCGGCUUGGGAUGCUCACUCGGGAUCCCCACAUCAGCCUCCUCUUCCUCGGUCCUUCUGUCUCCUUGGCAUCAAAAGCAAGAUGAACUCCUCCGUGAUGAUCGCUCUCCUCUUGGCCUCGGCCACCAUCUCCACCCAGGGCCAGGUCCACUCCGCAGAUCCCGGUCUUUGCUGCUUCGCCUACUACAAGAAGCCGGUCCCGCUGAAGAACAUACGCUCCUUCGAGUACGCAAGCCACAAGUGCCACAUCCCCGCCAUCAUAUUCCACACCAUUGUCAGGAAGCGGAUCUGUGCCGACCCCCAGGAUCAAUGGGCACAGCAGCGCAUUGCCGCACUCUCUGCAAACCGAACCCUUCCCUGACCCUCCGGGAAGCCUUCUUCAGCCAAAGGAAGUCUGCAAACACCGGCAGAGCUUCUGGGACGCAGGACAGAGAGGGAAAGGGGCGCGCAGGACAGCCGCCCGCACCGUUGCACAUUCAUAACUUAAGAUGUUUUUCUUUGAACCAAAUAAUGUAUUGUAUUUAAAUUAUUGUAUUCUAAGCCAUUAUGGGUAUUGUAUUUGUCUUAAUUUAAAAGGAAGCGGAAUAAAUAAAUCUCAGGGCAAAAGGA